AUGUCCUGUCCUCCCUCACCUACGCUCUCGGCCACCUCAGCCGAGUUUGUCCACAUUCCCGACGACAACCCCGUCAACAUCCCCGAAAACCUGAGAGCCUACAUCCAAACCGAGAUCGCAAAGGGUAUCGCCGAGGGUCUCGCCUCCGCCCGCUCCGAGCUCAAAUCCGACCUCAUGGCUGAAUUGCGAACUUACAUCGACGAAGAGUUCGAGGACGCCUCUGACGCCUCUGAGACCUCCUCGACCACCACCACCUCUUCUUCUUCGUCUUCCGAGACUCCGGACUCAUCGACCUCCGAAGAGCUAGCAGAACUGCAAGACCGCCUCGAGCGUCUCGACACCGACCUGACCCGCGAGUGCGAGAUCCGGGCCGAGCUCGGCGUCUCGCUCAGUGACUUCCAGCACACGACCAAGGCGCAAAUGUUGCGUCUCCUGACGAUGGAGCGUUUCAACGAACUCAGAGAGGAAGUGUUGAGGGAAGUGCGCGUCACGCUCGCCGCGGGGCGCGAGACGCAGCGUCUCUACCACGCCCGGACGAGGGUGGACCUGCUAGCUCUGAUCGAGGCGCAGCGUAAGCAUUUCUCCGAGGAGAUGGCCAGAGCGGGGGAGAAACAGCUCGAAGCAUACAGGGAUGAGUUUGGCCCCAACGUGACGGCCCGGCUGGAGGAACUGGAACAUGCCUCGUCCACGGCCACGAGGCGGAUUAGUCGCCUCAGGCGGACUCAGAGGAGGCUCAGCGCCGCCGCUGAGAGUAUGGUGAGGGGUACGGAGCAGGAGGAAGUUUGGAAGGCUGCGUGGGCCAAGACAAUCGUCAGGGAGGGAGACCAGGAGGAGGGGGCUUGGAAGUGGCUCGACGCUAAGAGGGAGGAGAAAGCGUCGCCGAUUCCGGGCGCUUGGCCUGUGCUUCCCGACACGGAGAGUCCGGAGACUACGAACGAGACUGCGACCAAAACUGAGGACGAGAGUGCGACUGAGGGUGCGAUGAAGCCCGCGAUCGAGGCCGUGAGCAAGUCUAUGAGCGAGGUCAAGAUCGAGUCCACGGGUGAAAGCAAGCCUGCCGACGACGAGACGACCAAGUCAGCCCAGUCAGCGCCGAGCUCCAUCCUCUCCUCUGCGCCCAAGACCAAGGGGACGUUCAACUUCACGACCCCGUCGACGAUCGACACGACUCCUGCCUACCCCGACAACACCUCUGGCACUUCUCCCCCAGCUGUCUCCCCUGUCUCCUCUACCGCAGACGCCCGCGAUUCUUCUGAAGCUCCCACAGUCGCCGGAUCUGGCGCCUCGACAGGCCCCUCCGCGCCCUCAAACCUGAGACCAGGUAUGAGCCUCUACCCCGCCAACGUCGUCGAGUUCAAGGACGGCGUCACCUUCCGAAUCCCCCUGGAAGCGGCCGGUGGGAGGCGCUCGAGGGGCUGGAGAGGAUCGAGGGGCUCGAGGGAUGGCUCGGCGCCUACCUCUAGCUGUGGAUGUAGGGGAUGUAGGAAGCCAAAGCCUGCUUCCGCUGUCCCGCCUCCCUCUGUCAAUGCCGUCGAACUCAAGGGCGAUGCCGAGAGAAAGGAAGGGGAGGGGGAGAAGUAG
This is a messenger RNA of Trichosporon asahii var. asahii CBS 2479, 1581 nucleotides long. RefSeq lists its product as uncharacterized. The record is from RefSeq and is a predicted model, not a curated record. Bases 1 to 1581 code for a protein of 526 amino acids. The transcript has a single exon. NCBI's taxonomy places the organism in Eukaryota, Fungi, Basidiomycota, Tremellomycetes, Trichosporonales, Trichosporonaceae.